Messenger RNA from Clupea harengus (Atlantic herring), 1722 nucleotides. It is a transcript of the gene tspan31, whose product is annotated as tetraspanin 31. The record is from RefSeq and is a predicted model, not a curated record. Gene Ontology annotation, cellular component: membrane. Lineage: Eukaryota; Metazoa; Chordata; Actinopteri; Clupeiformes; Clupeidae.
GCAAUAGCCCGACCCUCUUUACGCCCGUGCCUCAUGAGCUUGCAAGUGACGUUAGGUACUAGACAAUUUCAUUCUAUCACUUCCCUGGAAAGGGGGCUUAUACUACAACGUAGGUGGGAUUUGCAUAGGCCCGCAAUCAAUGAUGGUCUGUGGAGGAUUUACUUGCUCAAAAAAUGCCUUGUGCUCGCUUAAUGUUGUGUACAUGCUGGUGGGCCUGCUGCUGGUGGGUGUGGCAGCAUGGGGAAAGGGCUUUGGCAUAGUUUCCAGCAUCCACAUCAUCGGAGGCGUUAUAGCUGUUGGCGUCUUCCUUCUGCUCAUCGCCAUUGUGGGCCUUAUCGGGGCCAUCCACCACCACCAAGUCAUGCUAUUCUUCUACAUGGUCAUUCUGUUCGUUGUCUUCCUGGUCCAGUUUGGAGUGUCCUGCUCCUGCCUGGCUAUGAAUCAAGGGCAGCAGGGCAAGCUGCUGAACUCCACUUGGGGCAUUAUGAGCGAUCCAACCAGGCUAGAUCUAGAGACCAAGCUGAACUGCUGUGGGCUGCUCAACACCACUCAAAAUCAGAUACAGUUCAACAAUGACUGGGAGAGGUGUACCGUGCCUUGUAAAAGCAGUGCAGCGGGAUGUCAGACUUGUGGUGACAUGAUGCUCCAGCAUGCCUCUGAGUCGCUCAGGAUCCUGGGUGGUGUCGGCCUCUUCUUCAGCUUCACUGAGAUUUUGGGUGUUUGGCUGGCCAUUCGCUAUAGGAACCAGAAAGACCCUGCAGCGAACCCCAGUGCUUUCUUAUAGUCUUGCGCACACGCACUCACCAUGCAAUAGUGUAGGAAAGCAAUUACUCGUCAAUGCGCUGGAUAGACACAGUCCCUGAUCACACUCAGGCUGCAUUGGAAAUGAACGCAAACACUCAAGACACCUAACACACUGGACUCCAUGCACCUUCCUGUAAUCUUGUCCCCGAAAUACUUAGGUGCCAAGCUGUACCAGACACACACCUAUAACAGCCACUAACGUAGAAAUGUUUCUCUGUUUUACUGUUAUUGUUUUAAUUCUGUGCUAAAGGCAUAAAUAUGCACUCUCGCAGAACCAUCUAAGGUCUCAUGUAUGACAGGAUGGCAGGAGGCUUGAUUCUCAUGCGAGUGCCAUCCUCCUAAAAUGCAGCCUCCUUGACUUGAGUGAAUGCCACUGGAUCGUGUAUGCAAACAGACAAAUCUGCCAUGCAAAGAGUAUUUAGUAUGUGCAUGUUUUCAGACCAGUGUAGAGCUUUUUUUCUCCUCACAUCAGGUGUGCUCCUCUGUAUCACCUUCUCUAGACAGUUCCAUUUGCAUUCUCCUGAGGUAGUUGCAAGUUCUAAGUUUUAUCACACGUGUUGUAUCAGUGAAUCACCUUUGACCUAGAAUGGGUAGAACUAGUAGAUUGGCUGAAGACGUGCCCAUGUUUUGAUGGAAAUAAUUACAGUGCUAGUAAAUUGUAGCAACUCUUUAGUAGUCAGUGUUGGGAGUUGUUAUGAUGGACAAGUGAUGGAAGUUGUGCGAUAGACUUGAAAUGCGUAUUGUGUUGGUCUAGUUUGUUGCCCCAAAUGUCGUGAUGUUAGAUUUCAUUUUUAUUUUAGGACAUAUAUUUAAAACCUUCUGUGACUGAGCCAUGUCUUUUUUUUGUUUAGUUUUUUUCAGGUGGGAUUUUUUUUUUAAACCUCCCAACAAGACUGCUGUGUGUGUGUGUGUGUGUGU